Clonostachys rhizophaga is the source of this 1110-nucleotide messenger RNA. The record is from the annotation of a GenBank genome assembly. Lineage: Eukaryota; Fungi; Ascomycota; Sordariomycetes; Hypocreales; Bionectriaceae.
AUGGAACUCUCCGAUGGUUAUGUGAAGACGAAUUCAAGGCCUGAUGUAGUCGGCCGAACAGGGGAAGAUGUACUUUCUCGUGAGGACUGGCGGUGGCAUUCCUCCCUCAUUGAAGCAGCAUGGAAAGUCGGGUCGCCCGCAACUCUUCCCGGCAUUGGAAUUAUUUAUACUGCUGGCCAUAUUGACCGGGGCAGAUACAAGGGCCUUCAGAGUGUUCCAAACACGUUACCAAUUGAUGAUGGGCUACCGGAUAUGUUCCUUGCACCCCAAGGAAGAACCCCUGUCUCCGGGAGGGCCUCGGGCUUCCGAGUAUCCUACAACUGCUCGAUUAUUGAGAAAGCGUCACAGUUCACUCUUCUCUCUAAGAGGGGCCCAUCAGCGAAACAAUACGUGAAGCAAUACCUCAGACUCACAAGGUCUUCUCAUAACGUGCAUGGAUACGUGGAGGUCGCAUCUCGAGAAGCUACGUCAUAUGAAGCGCCGAGGAAUUUUGAUCCGGAGGCUGCCUCACAAUGGGAUAUAAUCGAGUAUGUCCUAUGGCAGCUAAGGAUCCCGACUUCAUAUAACGAGUCAGAGAUUACCAAUUUCAAAAACAAGCUCGAUCCUGUGAUUCAAGAUAUGGAAUCCCCGUUUGAAAGGUCAGCCAACGGAUCAUGGAACAUCAACAAUACCUACUUUGACCAGCCAGGCAAGAACACAGUAUACCUUGACUCGGGGAAUAUAACAGAUGUGCUUCCUCAUUUGUUGAACCGAACCAUGGAGCUCGCGCCUCCGAUUGGACUGCAAUGCUUGGCAGUGUCGAGAUUUGGAGCUGCCAAUCUCGACCCAAGAACUUCUACUUUCAGCUCCUUCGAAGAGCGCGUUCCCGACACAGCAAAGCUAGGAGACACAGUAGCAGAGAUUUUAUCCACAAACUACGUAGACCUCUUUUCUUCCAUCAAUUCCCGUACUAUGUUAGCUUUUUCUAACUCCAUGGUGUAUGGAGGAUUCAUUACCACCCAAGAACUACAGCAGUCUGCCAUGCUGGCAUACGGAACUGAGGCAUUAUAUUUGAUGUAUAAUGGCAAGUAUGGAUUCGAGGGGAGCUGGAUACACCCAAAUCUAUCAUAA